This is a messenger RNA of Cherax quadricarinatus, 1212 nucleotides long. Lineage: Eukaryota; Metazoa; Arthropoda; Malacostraca; Decapoda; Parastacidae. The record is from RefSeq and is a predicted model, not a curated record.
UUGUCAUUGUGGCCGCCUGCGUUAUGACUUUCGAGGCCCGAGACAGCGCAGCCAAGAUCGUGCCAGCCAGGUUCCGCAAGACAUUCCCAGAGCGGAAGAGCAACGAGGAAGACUCCGGCAUGAGGAACUCCGCGUGCCAGACCAAGUGGGAGACGCUAGGACUCUACGGAUCAGAGUUGAUGCGGCAGCAGAAUGGCCGUGAGCUCUCCCGCCGUGCUAUGACCUUUGCUUUCAUUCAGUUCUCCAAGAACCUGCAAACCAGCAUGGACUCAGCCGCCGAGUACUACGACUCCCGUGGCUCCCGUCCUCAACUGGUUAAGUGUCCAUCUGCGCCGUCCCUCGUGCGUCCCUUCCAGCAGGGGGAGCGCCGGGUAAAUGAACCUCCCCGGGUACUGAAGGUGUCCGCGAGGCCUGCUCAUCCCCCUCAGAGCCCACAAGGUCGUCUCACCCCAAACAGUCUGCCACGUCAGGCCAUGUCCAUGGACAACCCUGCAGUGCGAGAUGUUUAUAACACCUAUAAUUCGUUCAUUGGUGAGCGUGGAGACGAAGACUUGGAACUGGGCGCCUCAGCCACGGGUGUGCAUCAGGCAGGCAGCGAGGCAUCUCUGGCCAUGGACCUCCACUUGCCACAGUGCUCAGUAACUUUGGCUGUCCGGGAUCAAAGUCGCUCACCCAGCAACACACGCACAGACUUCGAGGAACCGUCGGCAUCCAGCCCGUUACUCGAACCAGAUUUGGAGGCCGCUGGACCCUCAGGUCUGUCUUGCAUCAAGGUGGACAAACAGACCUCCACGUCUGACCACUUGGCGCUCAACCUGCUAGGAAUAUCUCGGGAGACCUGGGAAUCCCGAGACAUAACGGGAAUGUCUAGUCGGGCGACCAGUGGAGGCUCCUUCCGCGAGGCACGACGCCCGCGGUCCUCACGUCGCGUUCGUCGCAGCGAGACCAUUGACACAGCCACGGCUGCAGUCCGACGCAUACAACAGCGGCAUUAUUCGCAGUCCUCCGGGUCUGGCAGGCACGGAUCGGUACGCAGUGGGUCCAGUCGCAGUGCAGCAGCUGAGGCUCGCAGGCUGCAGAACACUCGAAGUGAAACAGCGCGACGUCACCAGUUCCUCCGACAACAGAAGAUUGAGAACGGCGAGUCACACGAUGACGUCGUUACCCGCGGACACUUCGAUGUCUAGUGUCCUACGAAAGAAUGAUGUCAAU